AUGUCUUCAUCGGAGAACUCAUAUUCCGAUGAUGCGGUCGUUGAUUUGAACGAGCUCAUACCUCGGAUCAGAAGCAUCAGAAGCAUCAGUUUGAAGUCCAUUCCAGAAAUUGACGAAGAGAUGACCAGCGGAGGGCAAGUCCAGGCUUGUGCGACAGUGACAGCACAUAAGAGCGAUUAUAGUCUGACUCUAGAGCACUGCCCAAUAUGUCACGAGCCUUUCAAUGAUGAGGUAGCCGUGCUCCCGUGCAAGCAUAUAUUCGAUAUCCGUUGUAUUCGAUAUUGGGUAGCCACCAAAUUUCCACGAACCAUCACCUGUCCUACUUGUAGAACACCGAUCACUGAAGUCCUGCUUAACUUGUGGAAGGAAGAUGAAAAACAAGUUCCCCUGAGCGAAAUCGUUACGGACGAAGAUAUUGCCGUAGCUGGCCAGGACUCAGGGGAGGAGAUGUUUCAACGCAUAGUUCAGUCAGUCGAGAUAAUCAAUUGGCAAAUAAUGCAGUGGGAGAGGCUCGAGGCUCGAGGGACACUAUCUGUCACGUAUGAGCCGCUGGAGUACCUGUCGACUGUUGCUCCUUUGGGCACUGGCGUGGCGCAAGUGAAGAGGCAUCUCUCAUUGAGCAUCAAACAACAAGGCAUCCGAACAACCUCAACACUGCACCGGUGGCUAGAGAUAAAAUACUACAAGGCGUCAAAUACACCCAAAUUUCGAAACUUGAGAAGCAGGGCGACCUCAUUGUCCCAUCCGGAAUUGAACAGAGCCAGACAAGAAGCCGAUGGUUUCAAAAAAGAAUAUUCCGAAAAUCGAAAAUUGAUUAAUAUAGGUGGUUACGAAAGCCGUGAAGAACAUCUUGACAUUAGUGAUCGUGGAGUUCAAGCCAUAAGUCUAUUCAAGAAAGCACGAGGAGUGGAAACAUCACCCCCUCUCCUUGGGACCGGAGCAACCAAGCUCAAGAUUAAAUGGACUACAAGGCUUACGGAACGGGGACCAACAAGACCUGACGACCACCCACAAAUAUUUGCUCAAGUUGAGUCUAUUGAUGUACUCCAAACAAGAGGAAAGGUCAGAGUAGCCACAGAACAAAUUCGAAGUGCUUUGGCGUGGUUUCGUAGUCACAACCCCAAUGAUCAGAGCACCCAACUCGACAGGAUCACAACGAAUAUUCUUGAGCCUUGCUCUGCCGAUGCAGUCCAGUGUGAUAAAUGCCCAGCAAAGCACCUCGUCAGCUCCUGUCUUGAACAAUGGUCACUGGUAUCGCCAUGA
Hyaloscypha bicolor E is the source of this 1263-nucleotide messenger RNA. RefSeq lists its product as uncharacterized. The record is from RefSeq and is a predicted model, not a curated record. The transcript has a single exon. The coding region runs from base 1 to 1263 and encodes 420 amino acids. Lineage: Eukaryota; Fungi; Ascomycota; Leotiomycetes; Helotiales; Hyaloscyphaceae.